AUGAACAACACCAGCAAGCCUCAGUCAUCCCAAUUCCAGUCUCUGGCCCCUGGUGUGUCCCAGCCCCAACAGCCAAGGCAGUUCCCCACCACUGGCCCGAAUCAUCCACCAGAACAUCCCGCCAUGGCUAGGCGUGUCACUGCUGUGGGCGAAACCGUCACGCCGUAUCGAAGGUCUGCCAGCCAGAUCCAUCAAAGAUGGCAGCUAUAUCAGCAGCAGCAACGGGUGAUUCGCCAGCAUGCCACGGUCAUCCAGACCCAGACGGCUUCAGCCACUCAAGCCACACCAGCCCCAGCCUCAGUGCCCCAGGCCCACAACACUGGCUGGGCUCGCACCUUCAACCGCCAUGCGCACUUGGACAAUAGAGGAUCAACCGUCCCCUCUGCUUUGCGUGCCAGGCUUGCCGGGCUACACAUUGUUGUAAUUUUUCGUUUUGAUCGCGAUGGGAACCUUCACGGCUAUUCCUAUGUAUGGGGAGGUGUUGUCUCAGGACAUGGGCUGUUUACAAUCUGA
Fusarium keratoplasticum is the source of this 513-nucleotide messenger RNA. RefSeq lists its product as uncharacterized. Bases 1 to 513 code for a protein of 170 amino acids. The transcript has a single exon. NCBI's taxonomy places the organism in Eukaryota, Fungi, Ascomycota, Sordariomycetes, Hypocreales, Nectriaceae. The record is from RefSeq and is a predicted model, not a curated record.